This is a messenger RNA of Echinops telfairi (small Madagascar hedgehog), 1173 nucleotides long. RefSeq names its product gamma-aminobutyric acid type A receptor subunit rho1 (gene GABRR1). Bases 16 to 1173 code for a protein of 385 amino acids. Gene Ontology annotation, cellular component: synapse; membrane; GABA-A receptor complex. Gene Ontology annotation, biological process: monoatomic ion transmembrane transport; regulation of membrane potential; nervous system process. Gene Ontology annotation, molecular function: neurotransmitter receptor activity; extracellular ligand-gated monoatomic ion channel activity; GABA-A receptor activity. The record is from RefSeq and is a predicted model, not a curated record. The transcript has 8 exons. Lineage: Eukaryota; Metazoa; Chordata; Mammalia; Afrosoricida; Tenrecidae.
GACCAUGACUUCAGCAUGAGGCCUGGCUUCGGAGGCCCAGCCAUCCCUGUGGGUGUGGAUGUACAGGUGGAGAGCUUGGACAGCAUCUCAGAAGUCGACAUGGACUUCACGAUGACCCUCUACUUGAGGCACUACUGGAAGGACGAGAGGCUGUCUUUCCCCGGCACCAACAACCUCAGCAUGACGUUUGACGGGCGGCUGGUGAAGAAGAUCUGGGUGCCCGACGUGUUCUUCGUGCACUCCAAGCGCUCCUUCAUCCACGGCACCACGACAGACAACGUCAUGCUGCGCGUGCAGCCCGAUGGGACAGUGCUCUAUAGCCUCAGGGCGACAGUGACGGCCAUGUGCAACAUGGACUUCAGCCGGUUUCCCCUGGACACCCAAACGUGCUCGCUGGAGAUCGAGAGCUAUGCAUACACCGAAGACGAUCUCAUGCUGUACUGGAAACAAGGCAACGAUUCCUUGAAGACCGACGAGCGGAUCUCUCUCUCGCAGUUCCUCAUUCAGGAAUUCCACACCACCACUAAACUGGCCUUCUACAGCAGCACAGGCUGGUACAACCGUCUGUACAUUAACUUCACGCUGCGGCGCCACAUCUUCUUCUUCCUGCUCCAGACCUACUUCCCCGCCACCCUGAUGGUCAUGCUGUCCUGGGUGUCCUUCUGGAUCGACCGCAGAGCUGUGCCUGCCAGAGUCCCUUUGGGCAUCACCACGGUGCUGACCAUGUCCACCAUCAUCACGGGUGUGAACGCCUCCAUGCCCCGCGUCUCCUACAUCAAGGCGGUGGACAUCUACCUGUGGGUCAGCUUCGUGUUCGUGUUCCUCUCGGUGCUGGAGUACGCGGCCGUCAACUACCUGACCACCGUGCAGGAGCGGAAGGAGCGCCAGCUGCACACGAAGCUCCCCUGCACCUGUGGCCUGCCCCAGGCGCGAGGGCCGCUGCGGGAGGGCAGCUACAGCGACGGGGACGUGAACGACCUGGACACGCCCGAGAACGGGGAGAAGCCCGAUCGGAUGACCGUGCAGCUCCCGCUGGCCUCGGCGAGGAAAAGCCGGAGAAGCAGCUACGUGAGCCUGAGGAUCGACACCCACGCCAUUGACAAAUACUCCAGGAUCAUUUUUCCAGCGGCAUACAUUUUAUUCAACGUAAUAUACUGGUCUAUUUUCUCCUAG